CCUGAGCGCCAGACGCGGAGCUGGGAAAAAGAGAGGCAGCGGAGGCGGUGUCAGAGCCAGCGCCAAAGCCAGCACCAAAGCCAGCACCAAAGCCAGGGCCAGAGUCGCAGCCGCACACAGAAACAGACCGUCCGGCGGGGCUGGGCACGCAGAACCGGCCCGGUGAAUCCUCCCGCGACGCGAGCCAGGUCCCAGAGAGCCAGGCUUUGGGACUGGCCUGAGAGUCAGGGACGCGAAAGCCGAUCCCGAGUCAGGCUUUGCUUGGCCUCCGACGGGUGCUGGCCCUUUUGAAGGCACCUUCUUCAACAGCAAGACCAGGCGGCCCAGCAUGACUGAAAACUCCACGUCUACUCCUGCAGCCAAGCCCAAGCGGGCCAAGGCUUCCAAGAAGUCCACAGACCACCCCAAGUACUCAGACAUGAUCGUGGCUGCCAUCCAGGCGGAGAAGAACCGCGCUGGUUCCUCUCGCCAGUCCAUCCAGAAGUACAUCAAGAGCCACUACAAGGUGGGCGAGAACGCCGACUCGCAGAUCAAGUUGUCCAUCAAGCGCCUAGUUACUACCGGGGUCCUCAAGCAGACCAAAGGAGUGGGUGCUUCGGGGUCCUUCCGGCUGGCCAAGAGCGAUGAGCCUAAAAGGUCAGUGGCCUUCAAGAAAACGAAGAAGGAAGUCAAGAAGGUGGCCACGCCAAAGAAGGCAGCCAAACCCAAGAAGGCAGCCUCCAAAGCCCCCAGCAAGAAGCCCAAAGCAACCCCAGUCAAGAAGGCCAAGAAGAAGCCGGCUGCCACGCCCAAGAAAACCAAAAAACCCAAGACUGUCAAGGCCAAGCCAGUAAAGGCAUCCAAGCCUAAGAAGGCCAAACCAGUGAAACCCAAAGCCAAGUCCAGUGCCAAGAGGGCCAACAAGAAGAAGUGACAGUGAAGCCUUUCUUGUGGACACUCCUGCCUGUCUCCUUAUUUUCUGUAAAUACUUUUUUCCUUCUCUUAUUCCUCAUCUGCAAUCCCUUGCCCCUUUGUAUUCUGACUAUAUGGGAGACAGAAUUUGGAUUCCUCAGAAAUUAGGAAAUAGUUCAUUUUUCUUUAACCAGUCGUGCAAGGACAGCAAAAACAAUCUCAUCUCUGUAGUGAUGAGAAAUAUUUUGUUCUGGUAAUUUGUUAUUAAUCUACUUAGGGUUUGGGGUGGGUUGGUAUGUUUUGUUUAGUUGGAUGGUU
Artibeus jamaicensis (Jamaican fruit-eating bat) is the source of this 1209-nucleotide messenger RNA. RefSeq names its product histone H1.0. Gene Ontology annotation, biological process: negative regulation of DNA recombination; chromosome condensation; nucleosome assembly. The coding region runs from base 329 to 913 and encodes 194 amino acids. Gene Ontology annotation, molecular function: nucleosomal DNA binding; double-stranded DNA binding; structural constituent of chromatin. NCBI's taxonomy places the organism in Eukaryota, Metazoa, Chordata, Mammalia, Chiroptera, Phyllostomidae. The record is from RefSeq and is a predicted model, not a curated record. The transcript has a single exon. Gene Ontology annotation, cellular component: nucleus; nucleosome.